AUAAUAUCAAUCGGCAAUUAUUCAGACGUCCUUAUAAACUCCCAGGUUAAGUAGUUAUCUAAAUUAAAAACAUACCUAUGUAUUUGCAUAGUUACAUAGGUAUAUUAGACCUUAGCUUCCAUACAUAUUAAACACGUAUGUAUACCUACCUAUCCACAAUCUUAUACUCGCAUUAGGCAUAUACGUACAUAACAUAACGCCUUGCAUGAUGUCAAUCCUCAACCCCGCUACUAAGAUUCUACCCCUCUUCUCCGUCCUAUCGACAGGUCACAUCUUGAUAGCUUUGUCUGUCCCAUCUCUAUGGGGAGACCCAUAAUACUGAAGCAAACAAAUAUAUAAUACCAGUCUUAUUAUUUCAACUUAUAUUUAAACCCAUGGCUGGGAAAGGAGGAGACGACGGUAGCAAGAAGGCCGCCGGCCAAGCCAGAAAGGCUCAGACCGCUGCCAACAAGGCUGCCGCAGAGAAGGCGAAGAAGGCGGCGGAAGAGGCCGCCGAUUGGGAUAGGGGUGCUAAAAAUAAUGCCAAGAAAGAAGCGCAGGAAGCAAAGGAGGCAGAGCAAGCCCGGAAAAAGGCCGAAAAGAAAGCUCUUGCUGCCGAAGAGGAAAAGAGUCUACCAACUCGCCCUGGACCCAAGAAUUCUAAGACGGCUGUUAAAAAAACAAAUCAAGGUCACAUCAUGUUUCAGGCUGGUCUUGAAGAAAAUAACAACAAAGGCGUCCCGACACGAGGAGGGUCUGGAAUUAAUGCCGCACUAAGGGAAACGGAGUGGGUUGAAGAGAGGACUAAUGCUGCAAAGGCAGAUAGAAAUCCCAGUAGAAGGGUCAAGGCUGCAUUUGAGGCUUUCAAGGAAAAGCGCGAGAGAGAGAUGAAGGACGAAGGAACUCAACUGAACUUCAGUCAGAGGAAGGAAAAAAUCAAAAAUGAAUUUGAGAAAAGCGAAGAAAACCCACGCAACAACACUACGAAUGUUCGUUAUAAUGCGACAAAGGAAGAGAUCGCUGCAUUAAAGCAAAAUGAAUUGGACCGAAUCGAAGGCCGGUACGACGACUCUGAAUAGGGAGUAAGUUCUGCAUGGGUUGAAAGGAGCAAGAAAUUAAGGUAUAUAUAGGACAUGAGGGUCGGUUUUGUAAUUGGCCAUCUCAUCUUUCUGAUGAGAAAGAUGAGUUU
Molecule: messenger RNA, 1168 nt
Organism: Daldinia decipiens
Lineage: Eukaryota; Fungi; Ascomycota; Sordariomycetes; Xylariales; Hypoxylaceae
Product: DUF1014-domain-containing protein
Exons: 2
Coding region: 375-1058 (227 amino acids)
Biological process (GO): transcription by RNA polymerase II
Cellular component (GO): nucleus
Molecular function (GO): transcription coactivator activity
Source: RefSeq, a predicted model, not a curated record